Messenger RNA from Trichomonas vaginalis G3, 1326 nucleotides. Its product is annotated as low-temperature viability protein LTV1-related family. The record is from RefSeq and is a predicted model, not a curated record. The transcript has a single exon. Gene Ontology annotation, biological process: ribosomal small subunit biogenesis; ribosomal small subunit export from nucleus. The coding region runs from base 1 to 1326 and encodes 441 amino acids. Lineage: Eukaryota; Parabasalia; Trichomonadida; Trichomonadidae. Gene Ontology annotation, cellular component: cytosol; nucleus; preribosome, small subunit precursor.
AUGACUUCGAAGUUAAAUAAAAGGAAAGUUGUAACUUUUCAGCUUGUUCAUCGUAGUGUAGAAGAUCCUUUGAAUGCUGACCCAAACGCUCCGGAGCAAGUUCUUGUUCCAAUUCAUAUUGGUGAAGAUGUUGAUCCGGAAUUGGUCGAACAACUUCAAAAACAAAUGACACCAGAAGCGCGCAAACAGCAACAAAAGAAGCCAAAAACCGAACGUAAAGGAAUUGGUGCAAGAUACAACAAAUUUUUCGGCGAAGAUUUACCAGAUGAUGGCGAAGAUUACUCACAAUACUUCAAAGCAAUUGAUGAAGAGAAUGAUGAUGGUGUAUUCGUCGCUCCUGAUGGAUCAGUUCACGAUUUACGCAAACGCGAAGUUGAAGAUGUUGAUAUUCUCGUUGAUAAACUCGGUAUUACUAACGAUAUGUUCGGUACAAAAGAAGAUCCAAAUCUUCCAAAGCUUGUUAAUGAUACAGACAAUCCACUUGCCGCUGGAAUUGAUCCAGAAUUAUUAAUGGCUCUUGAUGAUGAUGACGCUCCACCAUUUGAAGAUGACUUUGUUUCUAAGCUCCUCGAUGCCGAGCUCAACGAAGAGGAAGACGAAGAAGACGAUGGAGAAACAUUUACAGAUAGAACAGCAGAUGGCCGCGAAAUCAAGAAGACAAUCAGCCGUGUCUCUGCUACAGCUUCUCAUAUGUCCCACAUUUCACACAGAAGCCAUGCCAUGGAUUUACAAGAAAAGAGAGUUGAUUACUUCGUAAAAACACUUUUCGAGGAAGAAGAAGAUGCUUUUGCACUUGAAGAAGAUAACCUCGAGCCAGCUCAAGUUGACUGGGCUGAUAUUGCUGCAGAUAUGCAGACUUUUGAAGGACAAAUUAAAUUAAAUCCUGUUAAGCCAUCACCAGAAACAUGCAGAGAGGUAACACCAUCUACAGAACAGGCUGGAGAGGAAGAAGAAGAGAUGGAAGAAGAGGAAGAAAGAAGAGAUUUAUACAAAUUGGAUAUCAGAUCUGUUGCUGAAAAUGCUUCAACAACAAACAACUUACCAGCACAAAUUAGAGAUGGAAACAGAAAGAAGAAGUCCAAUAAGAAGAAACAGGAAGAAGAGGAAGAGGUUGAAGCCCCAUUACCGCCAGAAUUCGCUCCAAAACCAGGAGAAACAAAGGAAGAGGCCAAAGCAAGAAAGAAAGCAAUCAAAGAAUACCAGAGACAGAAGAGAAUGUUGAAGAAAGAGAGAAAGGUGAAAUUCUCAAAGGCUACAAACAAAGUCAGAAAGUCUAUUGCUGCAAAUGGAGCUACUCGUGGUACAAGAGUUUAUAAUCUUGACUAA